Sus scrofa (pig) is the source of this 450-nucleotide messenger RNA. RefSeq names its product TGFB induced factor homeobox 2 like X-linked (gene TGIF2LX). The record is from RefSeq and is a predicted model, not a curated record. NCBI's taxonomy places the organism in Eukaryota, Metazoa, Chordata, Mammalia, Artiodactyla, Suidae. Gene Ontology annotation, molecular function: DNA binding. Gene Ontology annotation, biological process: regulation of DNA-templated transcription.
AUGGAAGCUGCUGAAGAAAGCCCAGCAGACACCCAAAGUUCAGCUCAGGGCACCUUAAUUGAACUAAAUAGUUACAUUGCUACAGAUAAAGUGCUUGUCUCACUAGAAGGCAAGAGGAAGCAGAAAGGGUAUUUGCCACCUGAAUCUGUGAAGGUCUUCCAUGACUGGCUCUAUGAGCACUGGUUUAAGGCCUACCCUUCAGAAAUAGAGAAAAGAAUGCUGUCAGAGCAGACCGAUUUGUCUUUCCUACAGAUCUCUAAUUGGUUCAUCAAUGUCCACAGAUGCAUUCUUCUGGAAAUGCUUCAACAGGAUGGAUGUGACACCAGCCAGAUCACCAUAUAUGACCAAAAAGGCAAGGCUGCAGAUGUGACCACCAGCAGCCUGCUGAUCCAUCUUUUGAGGCUAAAUCAAGGCCCAGAGAUCCAGAUGGGAUUCAAAGCUUGCCCAUGA